AUGCCCGUGGAGUCCAGCACUGCUUUCGAUCACGCGGAAAAGGACAUCGAGCGGCGGCAGGAGUACUAUCAGUUCUUUGAUCACGACGGUAACAUCAGCGGCUACGCUGGCACGACAAGGAAGGACAGCGGCCUGGCACGUUACAAGACAAUUGGGCUCCUCUCUCACUUCAUUGCGCAGAAGCAAAGUUUCAUGCAGUGGUUGAGGGAUAUGAAACCAAUUCACUGCAUAUUUAUCCGUGUCUUCGACGACACAAAUAUCUGGGUGACUCCGGAGACUGGCCCUGCGAAAAUGGAAGACAUAGAUGAGGACUUGGCGCAGGCAGAGAGACAAGAAAACGGGGAGGAAAAUGAGGAGGAGGAGGGCUUGAAUUGCUCCAAGAAGGGCCGCACCGGGCGGCGUAAAGUGCAGGCACUGCUGGGAAUGUUGCAGUGGGCUGUUGCCCGACGGUCUGAAAGUCGGAGGGCAGCCACCGAUGCUGUUGAAUGUGUGCAGCUGUUCGCCCCUUCGCAAGUCAUGCCGAAGGCAGGAGAGGUUUUCGUUUCGGGCGGUGACAGUACAGAUGCCCUGACUGCGAACGUAUCAGCCUUGGCAUUGGAGCAGCAACGUGUGCUGCAGCGGCGGCAGGCCGGUGGCGAUGGCCUCGUUCGCAUGGCUAAUGCUUUCAGGGGCACUCUCUUCAGACAGAGACUUGACAACGUGCUGGCCUCGCUGGCACGCUCUGCUGUGAGACACGAAGUGGCCUCGUUACCUGCGUCCACCCAAGGCGAGAUUGCGAGCAACUCUGGGCUGCUGCGACAAUGCUCCCUGGGGCUUACGGAAGAGCAGAUAGCCCUUACGCUGCAGAUGCUCAAUACGGACUGGUCGGAGCCAUUGGAGAUGGGAGAGCCUCUGCGCCAUUUUUGUGAGCCUGGCUGUUGCGGGAGCUUGCGCGAGUUCCGCAAACGGAUGCGGCAGGUGCUGGAUGGACUGUUCGCUCAUCUGUUCGCCUGCCCACUGCUGUAUCGAUGGAAAAACUUUGAUGAGGCUUGCACAUGGGUUGCGCGGGGCAUGGUGAUCCGGGGCUUGUUGAAGCAAGUUUGGGGCCUCUGCAAGCAAGAUGCCGCAGAUAAUCUGGAAGAUCUUGUGGCACUCCAGGCUUUGGAUGAAGACAAUCCAGAUGUGAACCCCAGCUUGCGGCAGCAGAUUCGAGUAGCCAAAGUUAUGGGCCUGCUUUCGGAACCAGACGCGGCAGCCCGCUUCCUGAAGACCGUAUUGGUGUCUCGACCCCUUACAGCCUACAUGGACAAGAUGGCUUUCCUUGAAACAUGCCGAUCACGGUUUCGCUUGCGCAUGCGGGGCUUGAAGUUGCCGCACAGCAAGUGUACGCAUUCAACGCUUGAUGAUAUCGUUCAGUUGGCAUUGGAAGUCACCCAGGGAAGGGCAGGCAGAGCGGUUGUGGCAGAAUUUUCUACAAUGCUGAUGACAGCGCCGAGCGACGCCAUGUGGUACAACCAUUUGGGGCUUGGCAAGUCCAGUUGCAUGGAGCUUCUUCUCAUAGGUGCGGCAGACGGCUACAGGCGUCUAGUGUUACCUUUCAGUUGCCAGCCCUGGCAACUGCUGGGUGUGUCUGCAUCCACACCAGAAGCAGCCUUAGCGUCCAUGGAAGCGCAGUGCCGGCAGCAUGCUAAUUGCGACCAAUGCAAUGAUCCAAUGUUCAGCAAGGUUUUUCUGGACUGGGCACUGGGUCCUUCACUGCCACACGAAGUGAAGCUGGAGCGAGUGGAACAUGUGCAAGUGCUUUUGCGUGAUGUGCUGGGGCAGCUGCCAUUGAGCAGCAUCGACGUAGAGAGAUCGCAUGCAAACGUUCAAGUAGACAUGAAUGCUACGAAGCCUGUGCCGAAGAGACCGUCGAAUGCACAAUGCGACGCCUAUAUAUGCUGUGUAGCACUUGAACACGAGCACACCAAGAAGCAAGUCGAGUUGGAAACAUUGGGCACAAAUCCCGUCAGGGUCAAGAAGAGUAUGCGAACUCGUAAGAUUGAAACCGGUGCACCUGGGAACGGCUUGUGUUUGGGACGCCUGGGCUUCAACGCUGACGGAACGGUGAAGGGCAAAGAUGGCCUCCUCAAGGGUUUACUGUCGGUCAAGGCUGGGGGUGUGCGGAAGACUCGGGCCGAGACGCGCCGAGUCAGUGGCUUCAAUGCUUUCCAGAAGGCCAACAAGCAUCUCUUCAAGCACUCGCGCUUGGGGAGCGCUGAGAAUCGUCUGGAAACCAGGCAUGUAGGCGAGCUCUGGCGCAGUUUGUCGGCGGAGGCUCGCGAGCGGUACGAGCAACAGGCGCGAGCGAUGCAAGCUGCGCGGGAUGAUUUGAAAGGAAAGGUGCUGUCGUCGACAUCUUCCGCAACAGAAGCUGUGGAGAGUGAGAUCUUGAGCCACUCCCAAGUUAAACGAUUGAACAACAGCAGAUUGGACAAGACGCUGGGUCAGGUGUCGGGGCACCCUGUGUGGCAGGCCGGCUUGGGCCUCUCGGAUCAUGUGGCUGCUCUGAGGGCGAAACUGGUCUUGGAAGUGCCAGAUUCCAGUGCUAUGCGAGGUGUCAAACGCCAGCAUGACGAAGCUUUCUCGUAUGACUCACGAAUUGUGCCGAACCCGCCGCUCCCCAAAUUCAUUCGCCCCUGCUGCUUGCUGCAUGGCGGCACUUGUCAGUGCGACCCUCAUUUUGACAUGAUGCAACGCUAUCUGAAGCAGUUUCAUGACAAUCUGAUUGCUGAGCGACUUGGCGGCAGUCCUAACCUUGUGGAGCUCAGACCUGACAACGCCGAAACCUCGACUUGGGUGAUUGUCGCAACAGUGGCACUACGGCCUCAGUGCCACAUAGUCGUCCAUUUGCAUUCUGAGAACGGGUUCCUGCACCUGUCGAUGCAGAACGGCAGCGUGUCUUUGGGCACAAUGCAUCGAGUCAUACGCAAGCUGCUCGUUGUGGCCUCCCGAGGAGGCACAGAUCCGUCUGAGUUCUGCUGCACUGUUCGCCAUUAUGGUGUACCUGAGAUGGAUGAUUCGGAGGAGAUGCAAUUCCUCCAGCCUGACGAGGCUGAGGCGUUGUCGGAGCAUCUCUUGGGGGGAGUGGACAGGCCUGGAGAGCGACGGAUGCCAGCGGCACCCGCCGGGGGUUGUCGGCUGCCUUUUGGGUUAUCUGCCACUAGGACGACGAAGGCGCGCAAACCAACGAGCGAGAGCAAAUUGGGCAAGGGCAAAGAUGCCGCGAUGGGAGCGGAUGAGGCCGCUGGCGAGACUUUGCCGGUUCGGCCGUUGGCGGACAAGGCGGAGCCGGCGGAGCAGAUUGAGCUUGAAUCAUCGCUGGCGGAGGGCGGCUGCCUUUUAAGCCCUGCUGCACAAGCUGAAUUGGACCUGGCUAUGCAGCUGCAAAGACAUGCCGACCAAGAACAGGAGGAUGAUGCACAGCCACCUCGUCGGAGUAGCGGUUCUGGUGCGCCAGAGUCGGACCCUACUGCCGCGCCUCGUGGAAGCCGUGAUCCGCUGCCACGUGGAGGGCCCAAUGCUGAAUCUGUGCCUAGCCUAGCCCUUUAG
Symbiodinium sp. CCMP2592 is the source of this 3570-nucleotide messenger RNA. The record is from the annotation of a GenBank genome assembly. Lineage: Eukaryota; Dinophyceae; Suessiales; Symbiodiniaceae.